Messenger RNA from Fusarium keratoplasticum, 996 nucleotides. RefSeq lists its product as uncharacterized. The transcript has a single exon. The coding region runs from base 1 to 996 and encodes 331 amino acids. NCBI's taxonomy places the organism in Eukaryota, Fungi, Ascomycota, Sordariomycetes, Hypocreales, Nectriaceae. The record is from RefSeq and is a predicted model, not a curated record.
AUGGAGCCUGUUCCUGAGACGGAGCGGAUGGAGGAGUUCCGACCUGCUCUUGUCUCCUCGUCUCCUGUGGUUCCCCCAACCGCUCCCGCUCUGCGGAUUCCUAAUCCAAACUCCGUCUCGACCCUCAACAUUGACCUGCCUCGAAAGCCGCCAAACCUGAGACGCAGCACCGACCCUAGUCCGACAUCGCCAGCUUCACCCUCGUGGUCCACCACCACCUUCAUCCCAUACCGCCCACGCACUACCUCUCCCCUCUCUGGUGCUCAUUCUCGAUCCCGCUCCACCACCAGCCUGGCGCCCCCAAUGUCUCGCACUCAAUCCAUGCCCGGAGUCAACGGCUCGGGCCAUAUUCUCUAUUCGCCCCAGCGACGCCAAACCAGUCCCUCAGGAUCUCCGAGCCGCGUCCGAAUCCCGCGGAAGCCUGCCGAUGAGGCCUUUCCGCCAAUUUCUCCUGUUCGAACAUCUGUACUGGAACCCGAGCGGAGGCACGGGGAGAGGCGAAGCAGCUCCCCCAUCCUAGGCUUCUCAUCAAGCACUCCUGCUCGCCUGCGUCGGCCAUCGUCCCCUCUGAGGACCAUUGCAUCAUCCAGCACCGGCUCCUUGGCAACCUUUCCUCCAACUCCAUCCUCAUCAAUCUCAUCUACUUCGUCGUACCGGAGCUACGAUGCUCUGUCGGGGAGCUACGGAACCACUUACUCAUCAGUCCCUUCAACACCAACUUCAACCAGGUCACGAAGCCCCAGCAUUUCUAGCUUGGAGACUAUUCCUGACACGCCUGAUGCCGAAGAAGCUGCGUUGGAAGCCGAGCGAAUUGCGCAGCUCAAAGCUGCCGCGGAUGCCGCCGAGGGUAACGACUCGUCGGACUCAAAGGGGAAAGAUGGGCAGCCCCGGGGACGCACAAUGGGAUUUGGGUCCAGAGACAAACGGAAGCGUUGGAGUGUAUGCGGAGCGGAGCGGAGAGGGGAUCUCGAUCUAGAGACGAUUUGGGAAGAUUGA